GGCGUCUGUCCGCCGAGAAGCGCCGCCGCCGACCGGACGCCUCGGGCCCGCCCCCCGCUCCUGGGUCCCCGCCCCCGGCCGGCGCCGAGGUCCCUGCGCUUUGUUCGCGGCCGGCGCGGGUCGGAGGGCGCCGGGCGGGCCGGGGGCGGGGCUGUCCGGGGUCCCACCCCCGCCCCGCCUCCCCCCGCGCCGCCGAGCGCCCGCCGCCUCCCCGCGCUGCGCCCCGACCUGUCCAGUCCCGUUGGCGGCGCGGCCCGGCCCCGCGCGCUCUGCCCGCCUGCGCCCCGCGGCCGCGCCAUGGCGAGCCUGCGGCUGUCCCGCUCGGGCCCCUCCGGCCCGGCCCCGCUGCGGCCGCUGCUGCUGCUCCUGGUGGUGGCCGCGCGCGCCCUGCCCGGCGCCGGCGGGACGUGCCCCGAGCGGGCGCUCGAGCGGCGGGAGGAGGAAGCGAACGUGGUGCUCACGGGCACGGUGGAGGAGAUUCUCAACGUGGACCCGGUGCAGCACACCUACUCGUGCAAGGUUCGGGUCUGGCGGUAUCUGAAGGGCAAAGACGUGGUGGCCCAGGAGAGCCUGCUGGACGGUGGCAACAAGGUGGUGAUCGGCGGCUUUGGAGACCCCCUCAUCUGUGACAACCAGGUGUCCACUGGGGACACCAGGAUCUUCUUUGUGAACCCAGCACCUCCAUACUUGUGGCCAGCGCACAAGAAUGAGCUGAUGCUCAACUCCAGCCUCAUGCGGAUCACCCUGCGGAACCUGGAGGAGGUGGAACACUGUGUAGAAGAUAAACCUGGGGCACAUUUCACACCAGCUCCCCUGACGCCUGCGGAUGUGUGCCGGGGAGUGCUGUGCGGCUUCGGCGCUGUGUGCGAACCCAACGCUGAGGGGCUGGGCCGUGCAUCCUGCGUGUGCAAGAAGAGUGCCUGCCCCAGCGUGGUGGCGCCCGUGUGCGGCUCGGACGCGUCCACCUACAGCAACGAGUGUGAGCUGCAGCGGGCACAGUGCAGCCAGCAACGGCGCAUCCGCCUGCUCAGCCGGGGGCCCUGCGGGUCCCGGGACCCCUGUUCCAACGUGACCUGCAGUUUUGGCAGCACCUGCGCCCGCUCGGCAGACGGACGCACGGCCGUGUGCCUUUGCCCCACGACCUGCCCAGGACCCCCCGAGGGCACCGUGUGCGGCAGCGACGGCACCGACUACCCCAGCGAGUGUGAGCUGCUGCGCCACGCCUGCGCCCACCGGGAGAACAUCUUCAAGAAGUUCGACGGUGCAUGUGACCCCUGCCAGGGCGCCCUCAGCGACCCGAGCCACGUCUGCCGUGUGGACCCGCGCACGCGGCGGCCCGAGAGGCUCCUGCGGCCGGAGAGCUGCCCCCCGCAGCGGGCGCCCGUGUGUGGGGACGACGGGGUCACCUACGAGAGCGAGUGCGUGAUGGGCCGCACAGGGGCCACCCGAGGCCUGGUCCUGCAGAAGCUGCGCUCCGGCCGCUGCCAGCCACAAGACCAGUGCCCGGAGCCGUGCCGGUUCAACGCCGUGUGCCUGGCCCGCCACGGGCGCCCCCGCUGCUCCUGCGACCGCAUCACCUGCGACGGCACUUUCCGGCCCGUGUGCGCCCAGGACGGGCACACGUACGACAACGACUGCGCGCGCGGGCAGGCCGAGUGCCGGCAGCAGCGUGCCAUCCCCGCGCAGCACCAGGGGCCAUGCGACCAGGCCCCCUCCCCAUGUCGCGGAGUCCGCUGCCCGCCAGGGGCAGCAUGUGCCGUGAGGAACGGGGAGGCCGCGUGCGAGUGCCAGCCGGCGUGCCCGGGCGCCUACGACCCCGUGUGCGGCAGUGACGGCGUCACGUACGGGAGCGUGUGUGAGCUGGAGGCCAGUGCCUGUGCCCUCGGCCGGGACAUCCGCGUGGCACGCAGGGGGCCCUGCGAGCGCUGCGGGCAGUGCCGGUUUGGAGCCCUGUGCGAAGCCGAGAGUGGCCGCUGCGUGUGCCCUUCGGAGUGCGUGGCCACGGCCCAGCCCGUGUGUGGCUCCGAUGGGCACACAUAUGCCAGUGAGUGUGAGCUGCACGUCUCGGCCUGCACGCGCCAGGUCAGCCUGCACGUUGCCUCGGCCGGACCCUGCCAGACGUGUCGGGGCACAGUGUGCGCCUUCGGGGCUGUGUGCUCGGCAGGACGCUGCGUGUGCCCACGGUGCGAGCGCCCCCCACCGGGGCCCGUGUGCGGCAGCAACGGCGUCACCUAUGGCAGCGCGUGCGAGCUCCGCGAGGCGGCCUGCCUGCAGCAGACUCUCAUCGAGGAGGCCCGGCCGGGGCCCUGCGAGCAGGCUGAGUGCGGCUCGGGGGGCUCCGGCUCCGGGGAGGACGGCGAGUGUGAGCAGGACCUGUGCCGCCAGCGUGGGGGCAUCUGGGACGAGGACUCGGAGGACGGGCCGUGCGUCUGUGACUUCAGCUGUCAGAGUGUGCCCCGGAGCCCGGUCUGUGGCUCGGACGGGGUCACCUAUGGCAGUGCGUGCGAGCUGAGGAAAGCAAGGUGUGAGUCUCGGCAAGACCUGGACGUGGCAGCCCCGGGCCCCUGCCGAGGCCCCACCGCAGCCCCACUGCCACCCGCGCUGCCGCCGCACUGUGCCCAGACCCCGUACGGCUGCUGCCGGGACAACGCCACGACUGCCCAGGGCGUGGGCCUGGCCGGCUGCCCCAGCGUGUGCCAGUGCAACCCGCACGGCUCCUACGGCGGCACCUGUGACCCAGCCUCCAGCCAGUGCUCCUGCCGUCCGGGUGUGGGGGGCCUCAAGUGCGACCGCUGUGAGCCUGGCUUCUGGAACUUCCGCGGCAUCGUCACCGACGGCCACAGCGGCUGCACCCCCUGCAGCUGCGACCCCCGGGGUGCCGUGCGGGACGACUGUGAGCAGAUGACCGGGCUGUGCUCCUGUAAGCCCGGGGUGGCCGGCCCCAAGUGUGGGCAGUGUCCAGGCAGCCGUGCCCUGGGCCCCAGCGGCUGUGAGACAGACUCCACAGUGCCUGUGACCUGUGCCGAGACGCACUGCGCGUUUGGCGCAUCCUGCGUGGAAGAAGCCGGUUCUGCUCGCUGUGUGUGCCCAGUGCCCUCCUGCCUGGAGGCCAACGCCACCAAGGUCUGUGGGUCGGACGGAGUCACCUACGGCAACGAGUGCCAGCUGAGGACCAUCGCCUGCCGCCAGGGCCUGCACAUCUCCGUGCAGAGCACCGGCCCCUGCCGGGAGCCUGCCCCUCCCAGCCCCCACCCGACCUCUGCAUCCGAGGCCACUCUCAGGCUCCUCCCCAGUGGGGCCUUGCCAGCCCCGCCCAGUGCCCUCCCCCUGGCUCCCAGCAGUGCCCCCCGCAGCCAGCCCACUCCUCGGCCUUCAUCGUGGUCUGGGACCACAGCCAGCAUCCCCAGGACCGCCGUGCCCCCAACAGCUGCCCCAGACACAGCUGGCCUGGCCACAUCUGCCUUUGGGGAACUGGGCAGCACGGACGGCGACAACGAGCUGAGUGGGGACCUGGAAGCCAGUGGGGCCAGCUCUGGGGGGCUUGAGCCCCCCGAGGACCUUGGCACCGGGCCCCCUGGGCCUCCCGUCGAAAGGGCCUCCUGCUUCAACUCACCCUUGGGCUGCUGCGCGGACGGCAAGACGUCCUCCCUGGACGCAGAGGGCUCCAACUGUCCCGCCACCAAGGCCUUCCAGGGUGUGCUGGAGCUCGAGGCCGUCGAGGGGCAGGAGCUGUUUUACACACCAGAGAUGGCCGACCCCAAGUCGGAGCUCUUUGGGGAGACCGCCCGGGGCAUUGAGAGCGCGCUGGACGACCUCUUCCGGAACUCAGACGUCAAAAAGGACUUCUGGAGUGUGCGUCUGCGGGACCUGGGACCCGGCAGCUCCGUCCGCGCCAUCGUGGACGUGCACUUUGACCCCACCACGGCCUUCCGGGCGCAGGACGUGGGCCGGGCCCUGCUGCGGCAGCUCCAGGCGUCCAGGCGCAGGCCCCUGGCGGUGAAGCUGCCCCUGCAGGAGCACGUGCGUUUCAUGGACUUUGACUGGCUUCCUGCAUUCUUCACCACGGGAGCCACCACGGCCACGGCCGGAGCCACCACGGCGACCCGCCUGCUGUCCCCUGCCGUGACCCCCCGGGCCCCCGGCAGGACCACAGCCCCCCCACACACGCACCGGCCCCCCGCCACCACCCCGAGCCGCGUGCCUGGACGCCGGCCCCUGCCCCCAGGCACCCUGAGACCCCCGAGACCCUGCGACUCGCAGCCCUGCCUCCAUGGUGGGACCUGCCAGGACCAGGACGCCGGCUCGGACGUUGCCUGCAGCUGCCCCCCCGGCAGGGGAGGUGUCGUGUGUGAGGAGGCGCUGAGCCCCUCGGUGCCCUCCUUCGGGGGCCGUUCCUUCCUGGCCUUCCCCACGCUCCGCGCCUACCACACGCUGCGCCUGGCGCUGGAGUUCCGGGCGCUGGAGCCGCAGGGGCUGCUGCUCUACAACGGCAACGCCCGGGGCAAGGACUUCCUGGCGCUCGUGCUGCUCGGGGGCCGCGUGCAGCUCAGAUUUGAUACGGGCUCCGGCCCCGCGACACUGACCAGCUCUGUACCGGUGGAGCCAGGCCGGUGGCACCGCCUGGAGCUGUCACGGCACUGGCGCCGGGGGACGCUUUCGGUGGAUGGGGAGACCCCUGUCCUUGGCGAGAGCCCCAGUGGCACCGAUGGCCUCAAUCUGGACACGGAUCUCUUUGUGGGCGGCGUCCCGGAGGACCAGGCCGCUGUGGUGCUGGAGCGGACGUCUGUCAGUGAAGGCCUCAGGGGCUGCAUCCGCCUGCUGGACAUCAACAACCAGCGGCUGGAGCUGAGUGCUGGGCAGGCAGCUGUGGCCCGCGGCUCCCGGGUGGGCGAGUGCGGGCGCCACCCCUGCCUGCCCAGCCCCUGCCACGGCGGGGCCCCCUGCCAGGCCCUGGAGGCUGGCGCCUUCUUCUGCCAGUGCCCACCCGGCCGCUUCGGCCCCACCUGCGCAGACGAGAAGGACCCGUGUGAGCCGAACCCCUGCCACGGGGCGGCCCCCUGCCGUGUGCUGCCCGGGGGCGGGGCCAAGUGCGAGUGCCCUCUGGGGCACGGGGGCCCUUUCUGCCAGACAGUCUCAGAGCACAAACACCCCUGGCUCCUCCUGGCUGACUUCAGUGGUUUCUCCUACCUGGAGCUGAAAGGCCUGCACACCUUCGAGCGGGACCUGGGGGAGAAGAUGGUGCUGGAGGUGGUGUUCCUGGCCCGCAGCCCCAGCGGCCUGCUGCUCUACAACGGACAGAAGACGGACGGCAAGGGAGACUUUGUGUCCCUGGCCCUGCAUGACCGCCACCUGGAGUUCCGCUACGACUUGGGCAAGGGCGCGGCAGCCAUCAGGAGCAAGGAACCAGUGGCCCUGGGCACCUGGACCAGGGUCUCGCUGGAGCGGAACGGCCGCAAGGGUGUCCUGCGAGUGGGCAACGGGCCCCCCGUGCUGGGCGAGUCCCCGGUGCCGCACACCGUCCUCAACCUGCAGGAGCCGCUCUACGUGGGGGGCGCCCCCGACUUCAGCAAGCUGGCCCGGGCAGCCGCCGCAUCGUCCGGCUUCAACGGCGCCAUCCAGUCGGUCUCCCUGAGGGGCCGCCAGCUGCUGGCCCCGGAGAACCUGCUGCGGGCGGUGGAGGUCUCAACCUUCCAGGACCACCCCUGCACCCGGGCCUCAGGCCACCCCUGCCUCAAUGGCGCCUCCUGCCUGCCGCGGGGAGCCACCUACGAGUGCCUGUGUCCCGGCGGCUUCUCAGGGCUGCACUGCGGGGAGGGGCUGGUGGAGAAGUCGGCGGGCAGCCUGGACACCCUGGCCUUCGACGGGCAGACCCACGUCGAGUACCUCAACGCCGUGACGGAGAGCGAGAAGGCUCUGCAGAGCGACCACUUCGAGCUGAGCCUGCGCACUGAGGCUACGCAGGGGCUGGUCCUGUGGAGCGGUAAGGCCACCGAGCGGGCGGACUAUGUGGCGCUGGCCAUCGUGGACGGGCGCCUGCAGAUGGCCUUCGACCUGGGCUCCCAGCCUGUGCUGCUGCGCUCCUCCGUGCCCGUCAACACUGGCCGCUGGCUGCGGGUCAAGGCACACAGGGUGCAGAGGGAGGGCUCCCUCCAGGUGGGCAACGAGGCCCCCGUCACUGGCUCCUCCCCGCUGGGCGCCACACAGCUGGACACAGAUGGGACCCUGUGGCUGGGGGGCCUGGAGAAGCUGCCUGCAGGCCAGGGCCUGCCCAAGGCCUACAGCACAGGCUUUGUGGGCUGCCUGCGGGACGUGGUGCUGGGCCAGCGGCCACUGCAUCUGCUGGAGGACGCAGUCAGCAAGCCGGAGCUGCGGCCCUGCCCCGCCCCGUGAGGCACCCGCUGCCCGCUGUCACCCUGCUGUAAUUAUUUUCUAUUUUUGUAAACUCGAUGCUUUUUCAAUUUGGUUUUCUUGCCCGUGUUGGCCGGAGGGACUGCUGGGGCGGCCCCUUUUCUACCCAGGCAGCCGUGCUGCAGGUAAAACCUGGUGCUGAUGGGCUCCCCAGGGACAGCAGCAGCAGGAUAGACAGCGGGACGAUGGCAGGAUGGACAGGCGCCUCUGCCAAGGGCCACCGCAUUCUGCCCCCUGGUGCCAGCGGCCACUCUGGCUGCUCCAGUUUCAUGUGUGCACCCCUGACGGUCCUUAGUGUCACCAGGCCUGUCCGCACGCACACACUGCAUGGGGGGUUCUGUGUCCCCAGAGCAGGAAGGCGCUGCUGGGAUGCGACAGGGACCCUUCCUCCAUGUGAGAUCCCCAGGACCUCCCCAGGGUCCCACUUCGAGCUGCUCCCCACUUCCUGGGAAUGCUGCCUCACCCCAGAGCUGGCCUUGCCCAGGGCCCAGCACCCCCUGGGCCUCCUGUGCCAAUACUGUGACUUGGAGAUGCUGUUACUGGUGGGGACACACUCUGCCCCCCCCCCCCCAGCCAUGUCCACUCAGUCCUAGGGCUGUAGGGAGCGGAGGCAUUCGAGUGCCCUGAUCCCCGGCCACCCUGGGUGUGGCUGUGCUCCUCCCUCCACUCCGGGCUCGCAGAGGCCCCCAGAGAUACCCCAUGUGAGUGAUCGGGGCCCACGCCUGCCAGGCAGCCCAAGGCCACUGACCCAGAGCUCUUCCUGUGGACAUUGUUUAACACCCGGGGCACGGGGCUGCCCAAGCGGCCGAGGACACGCCCUUGCAGCCCAUCACCCAGCUCCAGGGGCCAUCAGCCUUGUCCAUGGGUGGCCACGGGGCAGGGAAGGCAGGGAAGAGCUGUGUCUGCUGUUGUCACCCCGCCUUGCCUGGCCCCGGCCUCUGGGCAGAACAGAUAAAGCUGGUGGGGGACAGCAGCUGGGCCCCCCACACACACUAGCCCAGGCAAGCCAUGGGGGUCAGAGCCCAGAGCAGGCAGAACAUUACUAACCCCAGCACCGUGAAAUAAAAUCUUGAAACUUCCUGGAGAGGUGUCUGUGUCUGCCGGCGUCAGGCCAUCCCUUCCGUGGUGUCCCCGCAGCCCCAGCCUUGGGGGGCAUGCAGGCCCUGAGCUCCCUUAGUGGCUCUGCGAAGUGGUGAGCUCUGCACUGAUUUUGUAUAAAUAGUAGAAAAAGCUAGAGAAUGCAAAUAAAACCAAACACUCUUAAGA
Messenger RNA from Choloepus didactylus (southern two-toed sloth), 7674 nucleotides. RefSeq names its product agrin (gene AGRN). Gene Ontology annotation, biological process: receptor clustering; G protein-coupled acetylcholine receptor signaling pathway. The transcript is spliced from 36 exons. Gene Ontology annotation, molecular function: laminin binding; calcium ion binding. The record is from RefSeq and is a predicted model, not a curated record. The coding region runs from base 298 to 6390 and encodes 2030 amino acids. Lineage: Eukaryota; Metazoa; Chordata; Mammalia; Pilosa; Megalonychidae.